Molecule: messenger RNA, 585 nt
Organism: Amoebophrya sp. A25
Lineage: Eukaryota; Dinophyceae; Syndiniales; Amoebophryaceae
Source: the annotation of a GenBank genome assembly
GUUCGAGGACGGUAAAGUUCCUGCUGGGGCAGUAGGAGAUGGGCUUGAAUCAAUUUCAACAGACAGUGGUGGAGCUUCUUCUGGCGCUUCUUCACCCCGCUCGAUUUCUUUCUCCCAGCUAGAACGAGAAGCUGGCAUUGUUAGAGACUCGACUUCUUUUUAUGCUGGACAAGAACACUUAGCGUCCAUCUUUCUCAGCAUCUUCCCGUUGGUACCCUUUUGCCCGAAUGUGACUUCUAUAAUUACUACUUGAGAUCACGUGGUGCUGAUGAAACGUGAUUAUCAAUUUGUUCCUUGGUCUUCUUGAUGUUGAAGAAAAUACAAGGGUAGCAAGAAAGGAAUCAAGAUGAGGCGACCGGCAUCAUUCGUAAUAAAGCUGACUCGUCAGCAGGGAAACCUACUUAAGCAAUCCGCCAAAUAGAUUCACUUUCACAGACAUCUUCAUCACGACCAAACAAGCUGACUGCUCUAACACUACCACCGAGAUGAAGAAGGCUGGUCGUCGUCCACAAAUUCGACGUCUUUCCUUCAGGAGGGUGUGUUGAGUCCUGAAACUGCAGCAACCGACGCACCAACCGAAGAUCC